Molecule: messenger RNA, 2175 nt
Organism: Spinacia oleracea (spinach)
Lineage: Eukaryota; Viridiplantae; Streptophyta; Magnoliopsida; Caryophyllales; Amaranthaceae
Exons: 5
Coding region: 272-1558 (428 amino acids)
Source: RefSeq, a predicted model, not a curated record
UCUCACCCUCCCCCAUCUUUCUCUCUCCUCCUCCUCCUCUCCACCUUUUGCUUUUUUCUCUUCUCUGUAGCUGAGUGGGUCCCCCGGCCUGCAACCUCAUCAGCUACAAAGCAUCCCCUCCCUCACUUCUCCUCCCCUUAUAAUUAAAUCUUCUUCACGCAGCAACAUACCCACUCAUAACUCCUCUCCCUCUUUCGCCUUUCUCUCUCUCUCUUCAAUUUCAAGCUGACAGACACUACUUCUUCUUCUGCUACUACUCUGUUUUGCUACCAUGGGCGAGAGUAUGGAUUCGGAGAACGCUGCGUUUUGGCUACCCUCUCAUUUCCUCACCGACGACGACUUUCUCACCGACGACAGGAGCUGCAUGAAGGACGGAAACUGUGGGAAGAACAACUUCAACGACUUUCUUGCCAAAGAGACCCAUCACCGAAACUUCAAGAAGGACGAAUACUGUGGGAAGAAUAACCUCAACGACAUCUUCUCUAACUCGCUCGGUUUUGACCUUAACUCGUCCCUUGACUCGCCGGUGAGUUCAACCGAGACUGAGCGCGGUGACAGCAAUAACGACGAGCGCCGCAAUAUUAAUGAAGACGACGACGAUUUCUUAGCUGAGUUAACUCGCCACCUCGCCCAGUCCACUCUCAAGGACUCCUCCCCCAACUCCACCACCGAGAAACCAUGGCUAUUCUCGACGUCUCCACAAUCGACGCUGUCCGGAUUCGGUCCCUGGUCGACUCGGAGCGGGGUUUCAAGCAACGGAGGAAGCCCAAAUGGACCUUCACCUCGAGUUCCUUCACCGCCGGUGACUCCUCCACCCAAAAGCGAUGCCGCGUGGGAGCUUUUGUACGAGGCCGCCGGUCAAGUUGCUAGAUUGAAAAUGAAUGCGCUCGCCGCACAAGUGAACCACCACCAUAGCAACAACCUGCCGAACAGAGGACUUCUCGCUGCGCCACGAAGCGUUUCUCUUCCUUCAAAGUCGCACCACCAACGCCAACUCAACUCCUUCUACGACUUUCCUCCGGAAUUUCAGUAUGAGCAAGUGAAGAGACAGGGGAACACCGGAAACAUCUACUGCCAACACCACAACCACCACCAGCAAAGGCGAAGCUGCGGUGGUGCACCUCUUGGACUUCCACAGUCUGCAUGGCCUUCUCUGAGACCCAACCAGCACCGCCAACCAAACAGCGGACCAUUGAUGCAGCCACACUUCCUGAACGGUCCCGGGUCAAGGUCCAUGCCCGCUUUGAAAAGGCAGUCAACCGGAACCGGAGUUUUCCUUCCGAGGCGUGCUGGAACAACACCACCACCCGAACCUCGCAAAAAACCAGCUGUGAUGCAUCCUGCGAGAGUAUUUCAAGCUAUCAAUCGAGAUUUCGAGGAAGUCACUGGUAACAUCCAACAUUCACGAUUUGGUUCUGGAUUAUUAUCUGACCGUGAGAUAAUAAUGGCGAGAAGAAAUGCGAUUCUGGAACAAAGGAGGAAUUUGAUAAGGAAUGAAGCAACGGCGGCAACAAUGAUGGGUCAUGAAAUCCGGCUACCGAGUGACUGGACUUACUGAUUUGCGAGGGUUUGGCACUCAUUUUCUCUCUCCUAGGGUUCUUUGUUGGAAAGAGAGAUUUGGGGGUUGGAUUGUUUUUAUUGAGUAUAGUAUAUGGUUUUUUAUUUUUAGGAUGAUGAGAAAAAAAAUUGAAAAAAAGGAAAAGUAGAAAUGGGAAAAUGGAAAUGAAAGGAAUAAGGAAAAUCCAGUUAUUUUCUUUUUAAUAUUUUUGGGUUUUUGUAGAAGUCUUUAUUAAAAGCAGAGUUGCAGCAGCUUUUGGGCGAAACAAGCUUUGCUUUUGAAAGGUAGAUUUCAAAAGAUGGGGAUUAGACGAAGAAGAAGAAAUACAACAAGUAGGCAGGAAAUGCAAGUUUUUUAAAUUUCCAUGCAAAUUGUGAUUUGUAAUAAAGUUUGGGAGGAAUGAGAUUACUAUUAUGAUUAGGAGAUUGUAGUAUUAUUAGGUGUUGUUUUAGGUUUAAUUAGCUUGCUUAAUCAAGGAAAAGGUGGAUUUUGUUAAUUUCCCCCCCUUUUCAUUAGUGAUUAUAUAAAGUGAUUUGGGGUGAUGGCAUUAGUUUCAUGUAAUUUUCCCCUUUGCUGGGGUUUAUAAUUCAAUAAUGAAAUCAUAAUGGUUGUCUUCA